AUGAAGCCAUCUGAAAAAUACAGAAAUAUAUUACAAGAAAAUAUCAAAGCCGGUGCAGAAAUUAAGUUUGAUUUACAAUGGAUAUUGAAUCAGAAUGAAAUGUCCAUUUUUAAUGGUUAUAAACGAGUUGGUGCUAAUAAAGAUAUUCUUUUCUAUGGAAUGUUACCUUUAUUAUCACGUUUUGCUCAAUCAUCGAUAUAUGCAUCAAUGUUUAAAGAUUCAAAACCAUUAAAUUUGUAUAGUAUUACGAUUGGACCACCAGGCUGUGGAAAAUCACCAAAUUUGAAACAUUUAAUGACAGCAGCCACAAAAGUCACAAAAAUCUUUAAGCAUGAUUAUAUGAAAAAUAUUCCUCGUGAUGCAGGGCAUACACAGCUACAAAAUACUGUGACAAAUAGUCCAAAUGGAUUCUCAACAUGUAAAGUUCCGUUUUCUAGGAGUCGGAGCACUGUUUGA
Messenger RNA from Didymodactylos carnosus, 456 nucleotides. NCBI's taxonomy places the organism in Eukaryota, Metazoa, Rotifera, Eurotatoria, Philodinida, Philodinidae. The record is from the annotation of a GenBank genome assembly.